ACAAUACGGUGCAACCCUGUGCAACAAUAUGGACUGUAUCAGCCGUAAUUGCCCUGUUUUAUAGCACUUUUUUUUGACGCAGAAAAAUGUGGAUACCGACUGAACAUGAGAAAUAUGGCAUUGUGCUGGCAAAUUUUCGAGGAACGGUGCAGCAUGGACUCCCCCUGGAAAUCGGCGACACAGUGCAGAUUUUGGAGAAAUGUGAAGGAUGGUACAGAGGAUUCAUCACAAAGAAUCCAAAUGUAAAGGGAAUAUUCCCAAGCUCUUACAUCCACCUGAAAAAUGCCCAUGUGAGGAAUAAAGGGCAGUUUGAGACCGUCUUCCCAACCGAGGACUCGGUCAUUACAGAGAUAACAAUGACCUUGAGAGACUGGGGCACCAUGUGGAAACAGCUCUACAUGAGAAAUGAAGGGGAUCUGUUUCACAGACUGUGGCAUGUAAUGAAUGAGAUAUUGGAGUUGCGGCAGCAGGUUUUAGUUGGUCACCUCACCAACGACCGAAUGAGUGACAUCAAACAGCACAUAACAGCACGACUGGACUGGGGCAAUGAGCAGCUUGGUCUGGACCUGGUCCCCAGGAGGGACUUCGGUAUGGUGGACCCAGAUGAGAUCAGCGUCACCGAGCUGUAUCGGCUGAUGGAGAGGCGUCAUCGGAGACGUGAGGCUCCGCCGCAGGCCAGUAUGCACCACCUGUUCCUUCAGAUGAAGAGCAUGAUGAGCUCAAACCUGGGGGAGGAGCUGGAGGUCUUCUUCUCUGUCUAUGACAGCCGGGAAAUGCGACCAAUCAGCGAGAGGUUCUUUGUGCGCCUCAAUAAGCAAGGGCUACCCAAGUCCCCUGAGAAAACAGAGAGGCAGUGUACACUCUUUGUUGAUUUGGGAAGUAGCGAUCUUCGCAAAGAUGUGUAUGUUGUAGCUCAUAUUUUUAGAAUAGGGCGAAUGGUCGCGGGAGAGAAGAAGAAUGUGAGUAACACACAAUACAAACGUCCAUACGGUUGUGCCGUCAUCAGUGUGGCCGACCUGUUGACGGCAGACUUCAAAGAUGACCACUUGCUGAAGAUUUACUCAUGUAACACAGAGAGCGAGUGGUACCAAAUCCACGACAACAUUAUAAGGAAGGUCAGCUCACGAUACAGCCACAUUGGCUCCAAUACAGGCCUUAAUGUCUCCCUCCAGCUCUUGCAUGGAGACAUGGAGCAGAUUCGUAAGGAUUACAUGCGUCUUUUCACUCGUAACGUCUCCAUUACUAAGAAACUGGGUUUCUCUGAUAUCAUCAUUCCAGGUGAAAUAAGGAAUGACCUGUAUGUGACCCUAGAGAGAGGUGAAUUUGAGAAAGGUGGGAAGAGUGUGGCACGUAACGUGGAAGUCACCGUCUAUCUGCUGGGAGGUGAUGGACAGGUUCUUAAGGGUCUGGUUUGCUGCGGCUCCGGGGAGCCGGGAAUGGAUGAGCACCGCUCUUUUGUCUUGUAUCACAGUAACAACCCUCGCUGGGCCGAACAUAUCAAACUGCCUGUUCCUUUGGAGAUGUUCCACGGCACACAUUUACGCUUCGAGCUCAGGCACUGCUCCACAAAGGAGAAAGGAGAGAGGAAGCUUUUUGGCUUCUCUUUUGUCCCUCUGAUGCAGGACAAUGGGAGACCACUGCCUGAUGGGACGCAUGAGCUCAUUGUCCACAAGUGUGAGGAGACAGCAGAUCUUCAGGAUCCUGCUCAGUACCUCAAACUGCCCUUUUCUAAAGUAAGUCUCCAGCCGGGCAACAACCACACAAUAAAGAACAGCAAAGAGUCCUUCUGGAUCCAGUCUUCUCUCUGCUCCACUAAACUCACUCAGAAUGGGGACAUGUUGGACCUGUUGAAAUGGAGAGUUCAUCCAGACAGGAUCAUUGACUGCCUCUCCAAACUGAAGGACAUUGAUGGCACUGAGAUUGUUAAAUUUUUACAGGACACCCUGGACACUCUAUUUGCGAUUUUAGAUGAAAGUCCUCAGCGAUAUGGACUAAAGGUGUUUGACUGCCUGGUGCAUGUUAUAAAUUUGCUGCAGGACAGCAAGUUCCAGCUCUUCAAACCUGUUAUGGACAACUAUAUUGAGAAUCACUUUGCUGGUGCCCUGUCCUACAGGGAUUUGAUUCGUGUGUUGAAGUGGUAUGUGGAUCGUAUCAUUGAUGCCGAGCACCAGGAACAGAUCCAGCAAGUUUUGAAGGCGUCUGAGUACUUGUUUAAGCACAUUGUGCAGUCUCGGCGUCUGUACGCGGCAGCCACCGGAGGACAGAACGAAGAGGAAUUCCGCUGCUCUGUCCACGAGCUCUUCAAGUCCAUCCACCUGUUCCUGUCUCACGAGACUAAGGGCAUCAGUCCCAUCACACACACCCAGGCUGUGUUCCUGAGAUCGUUCCCGACUGUGUGCUGUGAGCUGCUAAAGAUCUUCAGCAUUAGAGAGGUGGCAAAUCUGGCCCGUGACACGCUGAGCAGCCUGCCCGCCCUGACGCACACCGACUGCCCCCUACAGGCUGUCAAACUGCAGUGCAUGGCCAAGACCGUUGAGAGUCCACUUUAUGUCAACCCAGAGUCAAGGUGUGUGUUGUUGCCGGUAGUGCUGCGUCUGCUGCACACACACCUGCAGGAGCAGAAAGAGCUGGUUCUGUGCGCCAACAUCCUGACCGGCAUGCUGACGCUCAACACACCCACUGCAGAGUGUGGCGCACCUGAGGAGGUGAAUUUGGUCAUGGAGAGUCUGUCUGGUGUGUUACUCAGAACUAUACUGGAAGUGACCAACCGCCCUCAGCCUGCCGCCACCUCCCUGCGCCUGCAGUACCAAGAUGUUACUGGUGAAUUUGUUGCCUGCUUGCUCACUCUACUUAGGCAGCUGAAAGAUAAAGAAUACCAACAACUUCUCAGCAGGUUCCCCACUAAAGACGAACUAACGAGUUUUCUCCUGCAGUUGUUCACUGUCUUCAGAAUACUUAUCCGACCGGAUAUGUUCCCUAAAGACUGGACUGUCAUGAGACUUGUCGCUAAUAACGUGAUCAUCACCACUAUCCUGUACCUCUCCGAUACCCUGCGCAACAACUUCCUUAAUGAGAAAUUUGACUUCAAGGUAUGGGAGUCCUAUUUUUAUCUCUGUAUAAUAUUCAUCAACCAGCCUUGCCUUCAGCUUGAGAUGUUCCCGCCCUCCAAGAGGAAAAAAGUCCUGGAGAAGUAUGGCGACAUGAGAGUAAUGAUCGGUUGUGAAAUUUUCAGCAUGUGGCAACAUUUGGGUGACUAUAAGCUGAAUCUUAUUCCCACCCUGAUUGGUCCGUUUAUGGAGGUGACUCUGGUACCACAGAUGGACCUGCGGAACGUCCUCAUCCCCAUUUUCCAUGACAUGAUGGACUGUGAACAGAGACGAAGUGGCAACUUCAAACAGGUGGAGGCCAAACUGAUCGACAAACUAGACAGUCUGUUGUCAGAAGGCAAAGGAGACGAGACUUACAGAGAACUCUUUAACAACAUAAUUCCAUUGUUUGGUCCAUAUCCAAGUCUCUUGAAAAAGAUCGAGAGAGAGACCUGGAGAGAGAGCGGCGUUUCCCACAUUGCUACUGUCACACGUCUUAUGGAAAGAUUACUGGAUUACAGGGACUGUAUGAAGAUUGGAGAGGUUGAUGGAAAAACGAUGGGAUGUACAGUCAACCUUCUGAACUUCUACAAAACCGAGUUGAAUAAAGAAGAGAUGUACAUCCGUUAUAUUCACAAGCUCUAUGAGCUGCACCUGAAGGCACAGAAUUACACCGAGGCGUCGUACACCCUCCUGCUGUAUGAUGAGCUGUUGGAGUGGACUGAACGGCCCCUCAGAGAGUUCCUGACGUACCCCAUGCAGAGCGAGUGGCACAGAAAGGAAUGCCUCCAUCUCACCAUUAUACACAAUUUUGACAGGGGGAAAUGCUGGGAAAACUGCAUCAUACUGUGUCGAGAGUUGGCCAAUCAGUAUGAGACUUAUUACGAUUACAGGAACCUCAGCAAAAUGAGGAUGAUGGAAGCCUCGUUUUAUGACAAAAUAAUAAACCAGCAGCGGCUAGAGCCCGAGUUCUUCAGAGUCGGCUUCUACGGCAAGAAGUUCCCCUUCUUUUUAAGGAAUAAAGAGUUUGUGUGUCGAGGGAAUGAUUACGAGCGUCUGGAGGCAUUUCAGCAGAGGAUGCUCAGUGAGUUUCCUCAUGCCAUCGCUAUGCAGCACGCUAACCUGCCCGACCAGACCAUCCAUCAGGCGGAUGCACAGUAUCUGCAGAUCUAUGCUGUUAGUCCUGUUCCUGAAAACCAGGAUGUGCUGCAGAGAGACGGAGUUCCCAAUAACAUCAAGAGCUUCUACAAAGUCAACCAUAUUUGGAGGUUCCGCUAUGACAGACCUUUUCACAAGGGCACCAAGGACAAGGAGAAUGAGUUUAAGAGCCUGUGGGUUGAAAGGACAACACUGACCCUUGCUCAGAGUCUUCCUGGCAUCUCUCGCUGGUUUGAAGUUGAGAAAAGGGAAUUGGUGGAGAUGAGUCCCUUAGAGAAUGCCAGCGAAGUGAUUGAAAAUAAGACGCUGCAGUUGAGAACGCUGAUCGCUCAGUGUCAGAUGAGGCAGAUGCUCAACAUCAACCCUCUCACCAUGUGCCUGAACGGAGUCAUUGACGCCGCUGUCAAUGGAGGACUGGCUCGAUACCAGGAGGCAUUCUUUGCGAAAGAUUACAUCGCAAAUCAUCCAGAGGACGGAGAAAAAAUUACUCGUCUUAGGGAACUGAUGUUUGAACAGGCCCAUAUUUUGGAAUUUGGUUUAGCAGUGCACGAGAAAUUCGUCCCGCAGGAUAUGAAGCCGUUACAUAAAAAGCUUGUAGACCAAUUUCAUGUAAUGCGCUCCAGUCUGGGAAUUCAACCGCAAGAGUUUCCUGCUUACGUACGAGUUAGUCCAUUGCAUUUAGCCAAUGGCAGUCCGCGCACCUGUAGGACCCCUGUACCUAAUACCAUCAGCCCAGAAGGAGGCAGAAUUGUGGCAAGACGAAGUCCGCUCAGCUAUCCAGCCGUCAACAGAUACUCCUCAUCCUCAUUGUCAUCACAGGCCUCAAACGAAGUGAGCAACAUCACCGGCCAAUCAGAGAGCUCGGAUGAGGUCUUCAACAUGCAGCCCAGUCCGUCUACCUCAAGUCUCAGCUCAAAUCACUCUGGUUCACACAAUGUAAACAGCUCUGCCCCCUCCAGCAAUAGAGCCUCUCCGCUGCCGUCUGACAAGCACAAGCACUCCAGAGAUAACACCUGUCUCUCUCCACGGGACAGACUCUGCAGUGGCAUGUUUCCCAGCCCUCUGGAUCCCACACAGAGGAUGAUUCCAUUCCAAAUCCCUGUGGAUACAGCAUUAGCACGCUGUGAACCCAAUCUACCCACACCUGAGAUGGGAUCUCUGUGCAAGAAUGUUAGGUCACUUUCUCCCAUGCCAACAGCAAGGUCCCCUCAGAAGUCAAUGGUCCCACCCCUCACACCCUCCCCAACCGACGGCUUGCCGAUGGGGAGCCUGGCAUCUCACUCACCCGCCCGCUCUGGCAGCUACAGCAGUGGCAUCUCCUCCCUCAGCCGCUGCAGUGUCUCUGAAACCUGCGGGAUCGACCUCCCGCAACCCGACCCUCCUCUGCCCCCCACUGUUCCCACAGAUGCGCCCAUUCGCCGCGGCAGCAAGACCCCUCCACCCUACAGUGUCUACGAACGGAACAAUCCCCGCCGGGCGACUCCACUUCCCCACAGUCUGUCAGUGCCGCCCAGUACUGACAACCCCAGUCUGACCGCGAAACCCCAGCUGAAUCGCACGCAGCGAAUUAAUUCAGAACCUCGCCACCGGCCCACCCCCAGAAAGGUCUCCCAGCUGUAGCAUGUCAAUGGGACUACUUUUUCGGAAAAACUGGGACUACUUCUUAAUUAUUUUUUUGCAGUAUCUCUUUGCAAAAUUACUGUAGGCCAGUUUAUGUAUCAUAACUGGUAAUGUUUUCAAAAGCAAGAAGGUACAUUUACCUUUUACUAUGUCAUUUAGUAUUUUUCAAUAUUUUUGGAAGGCUUUUUCAGUCUUAUCUAAGCCGAAAGUAUGCUUCAGUUUUCUGUUUGUUGCUUCAUCUCACACAAAGUGCGUGUUUCGGAACUUUUGUCAUCAGCAGUGUCCGCACAAACUAUCCACGACCUGGAAUCGGAUCCACUGAUCCAGUAUGGACUCACGGUCAGUUGAGUAGACUUCAAAAGUCUACAAUGGUCGACCGUGCGUGAAACAUAACGGCAAGCAAAAAAACGAAGCUACCCUAGGCUUUACAGGACAGUAGAGGCAGACAGGAAAGUGGAAGAGAGAGAAGGGGAACUUGUUCAGGACGUGUGCCAAGCUGGAUUUGAACCCAGAUCCUGUGUGCAAUCAGCUUUUGCAUCUUGCGCUAAUGUGCUACCUUCUGCGCCACAAGACGAAAGGAAAACAGAAUGUGCUUAUUUCGAUCAUUGAUAUUUUGCUAUUUCAGUGCUUUGAUAUUACAUAUAGAAUCACAAUUUUAUUUUACAGUUGCAUAUAUAGUGCUUUGGUGACUAUUUUGUUAAUGGCCCUUUUAGAUGGUGAGUUACUUCUAGUUCAGUUGUAUGUAUCACACUCUCACCUAAGCUGAACUGGACUGAACUAGACAUCUCGCCAUCCCUCUGACACACAUAUACAGCUGGAAAUGUCAAUGUAUUAGAAAAGCCAUGAAGAGAUUAUGUACGCUUUGAAAUGGCAUGUAAUUUACAGCAAAUUCUGAAGAUCUGGCAGGUCCAUAUCCCAUUUAGAGAGCUCUGAAACCUAUUGCUAGCAAGGUAUUUUUGAUAGAAGUACAAAUUCAAUGUCUGUACAGCGUUUCUUUUCACACUACUCUUACAUAAACUGAGGUGUGCAGCAAGACCUGCAUCUCAUUUUAUCUGCUUUGUAUUUUCUGGAAUGGCUAAAAGGUGCUACAUAUUUCUUAGUGUUCUUUUUUUUUAAUGUAGCCUCGUAUCUACCGAAACUGCCUGACUGUUAAAUGUGCCAUGUGAUGAAAUUGUGUGGUCUGCGAGUAUUGUGCCAAAGACGCAAGCAGUAUUAACUUCUUUGUCAGUGAGAGUAGUUAGGAAAGCUUAACUGAAAUUAGCGUGACUGCUAGUGCUCAAAAAUGUGCUUCUUAAACUGUGUGCAGAGGCAUAGAUCAGGACUGCAUGGGGCAUGACCAGUACAAAGCAAUAUAACCGUUGUAGUUUGCAGAGAGUGAUAUAAACUUUAUACAAAACAUCAUCUAGUUCUGAAAUGAGUUUCCCCUGCAGCCUAGUCUCAUAUCAGGUUGCCCUACUGCAAUCACUUCUAAACUAGGCCUAUAUUGGGUAGAUUGUCAAAAUUGUCUUUUAAAUGUUAAAUCUGAUAGAACUUUUCGCAUUAAGGUUAGAGAUUCAAUUUGGACUUACUUAUUUGGACUCAUCAAACAAAAAGUUAAAGAUGCUUUUUUUUUUUAUUCUAAAAAGGAAUUCUGAUUAAUUUUAUGCAUCACAUUUUCAUUAAAAAAAACUAAAUAAAUCCUUACAUGUUCUAUGUAAUUUUACUACCGUUGAACCCCCCCCCCCCCACACACACACACAAAAAAGCUGCUAACAAAGCCUACAUGUGCAGCAAGUGUCUGCUUCAAAGUUAUUAGUGAAAACAUCAAAUUCUAAAACAUCUGAUUCAGUUUAAUUAAAAAAAUAUGUUACUAAGGGAAAUUAUUUUUAAAAUGUCCACAUUUCAUACAAUCUUAAUUGAUGGUAACAAACAGCUUUUUCACUGCCAACCUGAAAGCCCACAAUUCUUUAAAUGAAUAUUAAAUGAUGCCUAUUUGAUAUAUAUUUAUAUGAAGCUUCAAAAAUUGCACCAGUUGAAAUCAGCCUUUGUGAAUUGAGGUCGCCACUUUACAUUGUUGAUUACUUUGUUGAUCACGACUAGACAAUUCAAAUAGUUAUAUGUGAUGAAAUUGUUCACAUAUAGCUAAAAAAUCCCCUAGUGAAUUUAAAUGAAAUUAUUUUAUAGUUUAGUUACUUUUUUGGAACAAAAGUUAUGUUCUCCUAAGUGAAAAUACAAAGUGCUGUAUUUUUUGCCAACCUAAAACAUUCAAAGUGUGAAGAACCAAACUAAUGUUGGAAUGAUUACAAAAUAUCUACAGAUGGGCACUGUAAAUUAUUUGUAUGUAAUCUAUUUUAUUAAUGGCUUUGCAGCUACAGUAUGUUCCCAUAUUCCCAUGGCUCAUUUUAGGCAAUCAUGUUUUGUAAUUUCAAUAGAUUGCCAAUUGUUAAGUCGCAGGACUUCAGCUCUAGCCGCACUUGUAUUUUUCCUCUCUUUUUUCUCUCCUCUCACUCUCCUUUUUUAUGUAUUAUACUCUUUCUGUUCAAUUUUUUGAACUUGUAAAGUUGUACUUUAUAUCAUACGAUGGGAUGAAAGUAUUCCAUAUAGCCUGUGUUACAGAUUUUGUACAAAAGGUGUUUAUAUGAAAAUGUAACCAGUUCAUAGCUUUGAAUGUUGCAACUAAAGUUUUUAUUUGUAAAUGUUGAAUAUUAACCAUCAAACAAAUAAAGGUUCAU
Molecule: messenger RNA, 8575 nt
Organism: Myxocyprinus asiaticus (Chinese sucker)
Lineage: Eukaryota; Metazoa; Chordata; Actinopteri; Cypriniformes; Catostomidae
Product: dedicator of cytokinesis protein 4-like
Exons: 52
Coding region: 87-5864 (1925 amino acids)
Biological process (GO): small GTPase-mediated signal transduction; cell chemotaxis
Cellular component (GO): plasma membrane; cytoplasm
Molecular function (GO): guanyl-nucleotide exchange factor activity; small GTPase binding
Source: RefSeq, a predicted model, not a curated record